UCCUUCCCUUUGUGUCUUCCCUUCAUUGUUUCUUUUCCCUGUGCCAGAAAAUCCUUUUUUGUACUUUAUACAGAGGAAAUAAGUCAAAAUGAUAGGUAGUAGCAUGGGUUUGAAAGAAAAAAAGAAAUGAAGUAGGGAUUCCCAUCCGGUGUGUUUUCAGCAUUGCAUUCUCCAUGCACAAAUAAAUAUUCCAAAACAUGUAUGACAUCCUGGCAAGUUGAUGGGAAAACUAUCAUUGACUUAAAUUAAUUUAGGAUUUUGUCCCAUAUAUGGUUUGUAAAGGCAGCAGUGACCCAGAUCAGCAGGGUUUCCUAGACAGUGUUUCUUUCUAGAUCUGCUAGAAAGUCUUCACCAUGAGAGCCUUUAUUCUGUUUACUUUGGGUCAUGUGUAGCAUCACAAGGGUAGGGAGGGUGCAAAUAUUUUUUCUUGCCCUCUUCAAAGGCCACCCACAAUGUGACUGAGGCAUGUAGGUACUGUGCAUUGGCAAUAGCCUUAAGUGGGGUGGAGUGAAGGUGAGGCUGUUUCCUGUAGCAACCUGCAUGGAACUUGGAGGGAGGAGCACAGGUUGCAGGAGGGAAGAGUUUGGAGGAGGCACCUGGAAGACUCUCGGCAUGCACGUGUUUGGAAUGCUAGCCGCAGUUGCAGCCUCUCUUAAUAAACGGCCAAUUUAGUUUUACAAGCUUGGAGUCUCUCAUGUUAUUACUCAGCAGGUGUUACAUGAAACAUUGCCAAUCCUCCUGGGCCAUGCCUCCCAACAGUCUUGGAUUUCGCAGGGAUCUCACUUUGACCCUCAAAGCCCCUCUUGCUUGAAGGCCACUUUGCCCCAAUCCCUUCAUUUGAUGGCAUGUGACAUGGUGCACUGGCUCACAGCACCAGUCAGGGUUGGCCCGUUUGCCUCUCCGUGUCCAUCUACGAGAGGUGGAUGGGCCAAACCUGAGUGGCACUGCGUCCCACUUUCGCUACUUUGGACUGCUGAAAGGUAUGCCCUUGGCUGGCCCAGUGCCUAGGGAGCACAAACCGCACCCUACCAAGUAGUGGAAGAGCUGCUGGCAGCGUACACUCCUCAGGAACCUCUCCUUACAACUACCAAUCCCGGGUUGUCUUUUGAAGUAAUGUUUUAUCCCUUUCCCCUCCAUUUCCUGAAUAAGGAGUAAGACUUCUGGCCAUAAAUUUUCCAGCCAUGCUGUCUGAAUGUGCUUUUGUUAAUGAUUUAGUAUAAGUUGUCCUUGAAAUGUCCCAAGGAGCUACAGUAGCAUUAACAAUGCAUUAGAGAUCAAUUGGAAUAAAUUAUAGGGAAGAUAGUUGAAGUAACCUCGAUCAGGAACAGUGGGAAGCUGACAUACAUGCUCUGAUUAUGAUACAAACUGCACAAGAACCCAUCAGCUGUCCAUGUCUUCACCCCCAUUAGUAGAUUUCUUUAUCAUCCAUUCUUUCACUGAUUGUCACUCACAGUCUCGUGAAGUUUGCUGCUUAGAAGUUCAGGUGGACAAGGAGGAAAAUAAAAAGUAUUUGAAAGAGAAUAAAAAUGUUGUGCUUACGGUGGAUGCAUCAUAUGAAGGAACACAGAAAACCACUACGGACUCGGAUAUUUUCCGCUUUCACUGCAUAAAGAGUUGGGAGCCAAUACUAAAAGCCAGGCUGCAGUGUGUUUCAGAUACAGAAGAGAAUAAAGACAAUUCAGAUGACUCCUUAACAAUACCCUUGACAUUACUUGCUGUGGGACAGAAAGUGAAAGUAGGCCUUCCUGUAGAAAAGGGUACAAAGUUGGAGCUGCAGGUCCAAGUAAAUGAUUGCCCAGAAAGUCUAGAUGUGCGUUUAGGGUACAAUCUGUGUGAAGAGGAGCAAGAUUUCUUACAGAAAAGGAAGAAGGUGGUUGCUAGUGCCUUGAAAAAGGUUCUUCAGCUGAGGAGAGAUCUGCAUGAGCAUGAGAUCCCAGUGAUUGCUGUCAUGGCAACAGGAGGAAGUGUCAGGGCAAUGUCAGCAAUGUAUGGCCACCUCUUAGGUCUCCAGAAGCUGAAUCUCUUGGACUGUGCUACCUAUCUCACUGGUACUUCUGGCUCAACAUGGACCAUGACCAACCUGUACAAAAAUGCCAACUGGUCACAGAAAACUCUGGAAGGGCCAAUCAGUCUAGCAAAGAAACAGGUGAUGAAGUGCAAGAUGAAUGUUAUUUCCAUGGAGCAUCUUAAAUAUUAUCACGAAGAGAUGAUUAAGAGGGCAAAAGGAGGACACAUCUCAUCUUUUACAGGGCUGUGGUCACUUGUUCAGGAAGCGUUUUUACAUGAUGAGCCAGAGGAGAGUAAACUCUCAGACCAGCGCAAGGCCUUGGAUCAGGGUCAGAACCCCUUGCCUCUCUAUGCAAUCCUCAAUGUCAAAGCGGAACAAAUCAGCACUUUUAAAUUUAGAGAAUGGGUGGAGUUCUCACCUUACGAGGUGGGAUUCCAGAAAUACGGAGCCUUCAUUCGAUCAGAAAAUUUUGACAGUGAGUUCUUCAUGGGGAGGUUGGUGAAGAAACUCCCAGAGUCUCGGAUCUGCUUUCUGGAAGGUAUCUGGACUAAUGUUUUUACUCGGAAUUUGCUGGAUUGCUUAUACUGGUCCUCAAAUUCAGAUGAAUUCUGGGACCACUGGGCCAAAGACAUGGUAGAUAUAGGUAGAGAAAAUAAUGCUUCUGAUGACUCUUCCAUUGUCAUCAAGUCUCCAUGUUCCAUAUCAGGGAACCUUUGCGAAAUCUUUAACGACAUUCUAACCACCCGCCCACUACUGGAAGAGACUCAUAACUUCUUGAGAGGCCUAGAAUUUUACAAGGAUUAUCUCCAACAGAGAGGAUUUAUUGAAUGGAAAGACACUGUGCUGGAUAUAUCCCCUAACAAACUGACUCCACGGGAGAAACAUCUUUGCCUAAUAGAUGUUGGCUAUUUCAUUAACACCAGUUGCCCACCGCUUCUCAAGCCAGAGAGGAACGUGGAUGUCAUCAUCUCACUUGAUUACUCGAUGGGCAAUAUGUUCCAGCAAUUAGAGAUGACAUACAGAUAUUGCAAAACACAAGGAAUCCCAUUCCCCAAAAUUGAGCUGAGUGAGGAAGACAAGAAGAAUCCCAAGGAAUGUUACGUGUUUUCAGAGGCAGAGAACCCCAGAGCUCCCACAGUGAUCCACUUCCCAUUGGUGAACAACACUUUCAAGGACUACAAGGAACCUGGGGUGAAGCGCAGUCCCUUGGAGAUGAAGGAUGGUGAUAUAAAUUUGACUAACAAAAACUCACCAUAUUAUUUUACAAAACUGGUGUACUCUGCUGAAGACUUUGACAAACUGGUAAAUUUGAGUAGCUACAACAUCCUCAAUAACAAAGACCUGAUUCUACAGUCCAUCCAGAGGGCUAUGGCAUGGAGGAGAACCAGCAUGAGUGGACGUUUACCCACCGGUUCUGAAGUUCAGUCUGCCUAGGCAGUAUUUCUGCAUCAUCUACCUGCUGUAGGUUACAGUGUUCUGCCAAUAUUUUACCAGAGGCACUGCUGGUUACCUAUUACAUUGUAUGAAGUGAUACGGCAUCUGUGUAUUUCUCAUCUUGUCCAUUUCAAAUUGUCUUAGCUGUAAACAAGUUUUAUUAAAAAAAAUCCAGUUUUUGCAGCCAUA
Messenger RNA from Trachemys scripta elegans, 3631 nucleotides. Its product is annotated as cytosolic phospholipase A2 beta-like. Gene Ontology annotation, cellular component: cytosol. Gene Ontology annotation, biological process: glycerophospholipid catabolic process. The coding region runs from base 1391 to 3442 and encodes 683 amino acids. The record is from RefSeq and is a predicted model, not a curated record. The transcript has 14 exons. Gene Ontology annotation, molecular function: calcium ion binding; calcium-dependent phospholipid binding. Lineage: Eukaryota; Metazoa; Chordata; Testudines; Emydidae.